AUGGUUCGAAAUAUAUUAGAACAAAUUUCGAAUGUUGAAGAUGCUUCUACAUCAGGAGGACAAAGAAAUUCAGAUUGGUAUAUUUCCAUUAGUCCAGACGGAAAAUAUAUUCUAAUAUUUAAUCAUGCAAUUCAAAAAUUUAAAAUUAUAGAAUUUGAUAAUUAUGAAGAAAUUGAUGAUGCAAUAUUAUAUGAUAUCGAGGAAAAUCUUUUUAAAGAAUAUAAAUCUCAAAAAGAACCUAUGACAUCUCAUUAUAAACAACAAAACAAAAAAUCAUUUCCCAAAUGGAUGCUAGCUAUAUCAAAUCAAGUUGAAUAUAUGAAUCAAAAAGUUAUCUUCGUAGCAAUUUCUUGUGUAACAGAAUUAGAUAUGUUAGUUAAAGCAGAACCAAUCGAGUUAAAUAAUUCAUUGGAACCUAUUGCAAUUCAAGUUGAUGCUAGUAUUAAAAAUUUAUCAGAAAUUAAAAAAGACAAAAAUCUGUUAAAUGGAAAAACCGUUAUUUAUAAAAUGAUUUUAAGUUCAUCUGAACAAGAUAAAGAAAAGGUAUUAAUAAAUGUUAAUAAUGGGAAAAUCAAUAAAUAUAAGGAACAAAACAUCGGUGGAGUUGUUUCGUUUGUUCAUGAUAAAUCCUCUUCUGAUAAAUUUACAAAGAUAGAUUGUUUUAUUUUUAAUGCUAAUGGAAUACAUCGACUUAGGUUUUGUGACAAUCAUUUAGAUAACUUGGAACACUUUGAUUAUCCAAGAAGAUUUAUAAUUGAACUAAAUACUUUAUAUAAGAAUAUACCUUGCAUAUCAAGAAUUAAAAAUUCUGUUUUUGGUCAUUAUUUUCAUAUUGAACAAUACAGAGAAGGAAUUCAAGUUAUGCAACUUUAUGAUUUACGAUCCAUGCAAAUAAGGCAAGUUUUUAAUAUAUAUGAAGAAAAAAAAUAUGUAAACCAGUAUAGCAAACCUAUAUUAGCUAUUUCAAAAAAUAAACAAAUUAUCGCCUUUUCUUCUGGAUAUGGAAAAAUAGCUCUAUUUCUUAUAGAAAAUGGUUUAGAGAUUAUUAGUAAAAGUUUUGAAAAGAACACAAAAAUAAUUGCCUGUGAAUUUGAAAAUAAUGAUAAAUUAAUGAUAAUCAUUAAAAAGUCUAAAAGCGAAUAUGAAGAGAUGUUACUUUGGCAUUUAUACAAUUCUUCAAAGAAUAGAUUUCAAUCUUUCUGCACUAAUAUUAAAUCAGAAAGCGAUGAAGAAUGUAAUUCUUAUAAUGUAAGAAUUCCUGGUAAAUUUGUAACUGUAAGAUCUAAUGGUUCUAUAUUAUCAAUAUAUGAUAGUAUACUUAAAGUAUAUAAAACAAAAGAAAACCAAUCUAUACUAGAAUUAAAUCCUUAUAGUAUUGUAAUUUCUACUGAUAAAAGCAAAGAGGGAACACCAAAUAAAAUGAACGAAUUGAAGUAUGAAAAUAUUCACAGUGUUUUUCAUCAGGAUUUUUCAAAAAAAGAAGCAAAACCUCUUAUAUAUAAUAAAGAACCAUGGAUAAAUGAUAAUUUUGAGAAAAAGUGGAUAUACCUCGACCAAAAAGAAUCAAUACAAUUAUAUAUUGGAAAAAGUACCAUUCAAGUAUGGCGUAAAAUUAUGAAGAAAAGGCACAAAUUUAUUCUUGAAUAUUUUUGGGCUAAUAAUGAUUAUGAAAAUAAUUAUACAUUGCAAGUAUUAGAAUUAAUUGUUUAUAAUCGUGGGUUUUGUCUUAAAAUUAAGUGGAAGGAUGAUCAACAUACACAAAUUCAAUGGCCAUAUGAUAAUAACCAUGUAAUUCCUGUAAAGCAUGCUUGUGAUGCUCUUGAAUAUUUAUAUUAUCAAAGAAACAAAUUAGUUGGUUAUGACAAUCAGCAUGUAUUUGAAGAAAUCAAAUUUAAUAUUUCUGUUAUCAUCUGGAAAUUUAUAAAAUAUUAUCCAGAUGUUUGGAAAUUAAUUGAUAUUCGUUAUAAUCUUAUGACAAGAAUUAUAAUUAGUGGUUCAUAUACCCUUGUUAAAUACAUAUUAUUUGGUGACGAAAAAGUAAAAAACAAAUAUUUGCAUAUACCAAGAAUAAAUCGCUUUAUUGUUACUGAAGAAUCAAGUUCUGAAAUAAAUAAUUUCAAUUCAAAGGAAAAUAUUGAUAUAAGCAAAUUAAGUGAUUUGCAAAUAGCUAUUAGAUUAUGUAAACCAGAUUUAGAGCGUAGCCGAAGAAUUUUAAUUGUGACAUAUCUACUUGAAUAUUAUGCAAUAAACGCAACUGACCAUCCCGGAUGGUUAAUUACCAUUUCAAAUGCAUUACCAGAUUUAUAUGUUCAUAAAUUAGAACAUUUAGUAAGCGAAUUAUUUUAUAAAAGAUGCAUGGAAGGUAUAGAAAUAUCUAAAAUUUUAGAAUAUACUGAUUUUAUACCUAAAAGAUAUCAAAUUACUUUAAAUACAAAGCAAAAUUUUUUUGCAUUUGAUCCAAUUUCGGAUCUCAUUUCAACAAGCAAAAAGAAAAUUAAUCUAAAAGUUUUAGGAGAUAAUUUGAGAAUAGGAUUGAAAAAACUUUAUGUAAAAAUUUUUCCAAAUAAUUAUGAAUAUUAUUCUCCGACUGUUAAAAUAGUUCCUUUAUACAAAUUCACUAUAUUAUAUCUUCGAUUAUUACCAGAACCUGCAAAAUAUAUUUAUAUUAUGAUGAAUAUUAUCAAAGAAACUUGGAUAUUUUUAUUAUUUAUGAUUCUUGUAAUUGCUGGAUUAGCACAUAGUUUUUUACUUUUAUUGCAACAUCCAGAGUUUACAAACCUUUCUGAAAUGACAUCUUCUUUUACAUUAAUGACAGAAGGUUCUGUUAGGUGGAAUAUUCAAAAAGAUUUUGAUCGAACUAAAGAUAAUCCAGCGAAGAAUUAUAUUACUUCAUUCAUCUCAACAUACAAUUGGUUAAAUGGUGCGUUUUUGCAACAAGAUAUAUGGGACUUUUGGGCUGUAAAAUUUAUUACCUUCUUUGGUUGUAUUCUUUUGAUUACUAUUCUACAAAAUAUGCUUAUUGCUUUUAUGGGGGGAGUAUAUUCUGAAGCAUAUAAAAAAGGUCGUGUUGGAUUAUUAAGAUUUCGUGCAGAAUCAAUUUCAGACUAUGAAGCGUUAGAAGAAAUAUAUUUCUAUCCUAAAUCACCGGAACCAAAAUAUAUUUAUUAUUUAGGUGAAUCCAAAAGUUAUAAAGAAUGGGAUUCAAAUGUUAAAAAACGAGAAACUGAGCAAGUUAAAUUAUAUAAUGCUUAUGAGGAAAAAAUGAUUGAAGAUCAAUUACCCAGUAUGGAAAAGGAUGAUGAUAACGAGUCUUGGUGGGAUUAUAUUAAAAUACUUGAGAACAAAGUGGAUGAGAUUAAUAUCAAGAUGGAUAAAUUGUUACGUGCUAUAACUUUAUGA
Messenger RNA from Funneliformis caledonium, 3399 nucleotides. The record is from the annotation of a GenBank genome assembly. Lineage: Eukaryota; Fungi; Glomeromycota; Glomeromycetes; Glomerales; Glomeraceae.